CAAAUUUUAUUGUAAAUACAGUGUGCUGAUAUGUCUAAUCAACUUUUGUUGUGAUUGUUCGUUAGUUGAAGUUUGUUAGCAAAAACAGUACAAAUAUAAGAGAAACACAGCAUUCACUCUCACAAUGUGGAUGGUUGUCUUAGUAACCAUUGGCAGAUACAUUCACAAAGUUUUAGGAUAAACUCCGAGAUGGAAAAUGUAACAUUUAACCUCAGCAUGGACAAAAUUAACAAUUUUGGAAAUGAUAGAGAUAUAAGUUUCACAAAUAUUUCAGUCACACUCUUUAACAGCAAUUUUCUGAAGAUGACAAAUGCUGUUCUUUAUUCCGUUUUUCAACUGUUGUUGCCUAAUAUUGUGGCAGGACUUGGACUAAUAGGGAACCUACUGUCAUUCUUGGUGCUUUCAAAGGAGAAAGUUUCAAACACAAGAAUAUUUCUUCUAAAGACGCUAACUAUAACAGACUCAACUUUUCUCCUACUGACCAUUCCUUUUUCUGUGAAUGGCAGGCACCAAAUUGGGGAUAUAACCUUUAACGUGGACAUAUCUGAUUUUAUUUAUUUAUUACUACCGAGUUUAUCUGCAGCAUCUACUCUCACAACUUGGAUGGUUGUCUUAGUAACCAUUGACAGAUACAUGCACAUAACAAAGCCAAUCCGUGUAAAGACACUGUUAACUGUGAAACGAAUGAAAUGGACUGUAGGGUGCCUCGUAGUAGGAGCAUGCCUCUACAAUGUACCUAGAUAUUUUGAAUGGCAUCAUGGUGAUGGUACUUGCUUAUUAAGUUGUAAUCCAAGCUAUAACCUUAUAUAUAAUGUGAUUUUAAAUGCAACCUUAAGGUACUUUGGACCAGUUUUCAUAGUUUCUAUUCUUAAUGUGAGAUUAGUUAAGGCCAUCCAAAACUCCCAAUCAAAACUUAAGCAGAUGACAUGUAAAGAAAUUGAGGAAAGAAAUCAUGGCAUUACAAUGAUUGCAAUUGUGUCAGUAUUUAUGAUAUGUUCAAUAUCAAGUUUGGUGACUGAAGUCACAAACAUGCUAUCGAUGUAUAAUAUUAUUUCACUGCCAAUUUUCAAACAAAUUAUGAUGGACACUGUCUCCAAUUUUUUUCUUGUAUGCAAUUCAUCGUUUAAUUUUGUAAUAUACUUCAUGAUAGGAAAAUCGUUUAGGAAGAAGUUAAAACAAUUAUUUAAGGGAAAGAAUAACAAUACACCAAUUCACUAAUGAGUUAGCAAUUCAUGAUUACACUAAUUUAAAUAAUAGUAAUUCACAAAUGGAAAAACAAUUCACAGAUGGGAUACCAAUUCACAAAUGGAGUAACAAUUCAUGAUUGGAAUAACAAUUCACAGAUGGAAUACCAAUUCACAAAUGGAAUAACAAUUUACAAAUGGAAUAACAAUGCACAGUUGAAUAACAAUUCACAAAUGGAAUAACAAUUCACAAAUGGAAUAACAAUUCACAGAUGGAAUACCAAUUCACAAAUGGAAUAACAAUUCACAAAUGGAAUACCAAUUCACAGAUGGAAUACCAAUUCACAAAUGGAAUAACAAUUCACGAUUGGAAUAACAAUUCACAGAUGAAAUACCAAUUCACAAAUGGAAUAACAAUUCACGAUUGGAAUGACAAUUCACAGAUGGAAUACCAAUUCACAAAUGGAAAUAACAAUUCACGAUUGGAAUAACAAUUCACAAAUGGAAAUAACAAUUAGCAAAUGGAAUAACAAUUCACAAAUGGAAUAACAAUUCACAGACGGAAUACCAAUUCACAAAUGGAAUAACAAUUCACGAUUGGAAUAACAAUUCACAGAUGGAAUACCAAUUCACAAAUGGAAUAACAAUUCAUGAUUGGAAUAAUAAUUCACAGAUGAAAUACCAAUUCACAAAUGGAAUAACAAUUCACGAUUGGAAUAACAAUUCACAAAUGGAAAUAACAAUUAACAAAUGGAAUAACAAUUCACAAAUGGAAUAAAAAUGCACAAUUGGAAUAACAAUUUACAAAUGGAAUAACAAUGCACAAUUGGAAAAACAAUUCAUAAAUGGAAUAACAAUUCACGAUUGGAAUAACAAUUCACAAAUGGAAUAACAAUUCACGAUUGGAAUAACAAUUUUCAAAUGG
Messenger RNA from Owenia fusiformis, 2109 nucleotides. NCBI's taxonomy places the organism in Eukaryota, Metazoa, Annelida, Polychaeta, Sabellida, Oweniidae. The record is from the annotation of a GenBank genome assembly.